Molecule: messenger RNA, 507 nt
Organism: Babesia microti strain RI
Lineage: Eukaryota; Apicomplexa; Aconoidasida; Piroplasmida; Babesiidae
Exons: 1
Coding region: 1-507 (168 amino acids)
Source: RefSeq, a predicted model, not a curated record
AUGUCUAUUGGUGGAUUGAGGUACCGCCUCGGACGGCUCUACAACUCAUUCUACUACGCACAAAGCAACAAUAAAUAUGCUUUAUUAUUCCUCUUCCCCAGUGUAAUGUGGUAUACACGCUUCAGGGCAGAUACCAAAUUGGGCUAUCGCAUUUACAUUUCCCCCUCUGCCACACCCACCGACUACGACGAACAAUUAAACGAUAAAUCCAUGCUUGGCUAUGUAACCAGAAUUAUGGACAAGUUUGCCAAUACUAUAAAUGUCUAUAUUUUUUCCCGGUCCAACGAUUUGCCCUUGGCUUAUGGGUGGAAGAAUGGAAUGAAGGUGUAUUUGGAGGAUGAUAUCACAGUAAGGGGACUAAAAGAGACUUUUUAUGGCCCAGAUAAUUACCACCAAAUACUAGUUGGUUGCAAGGGGAGGACUAUGUUGGACAGUGACAAUUUGGCACUGGCAGUACGUGGUUUUUGCAGGCAUGAUCCUAGAAUAGUCUUUUGGAGGCAACUAUAA